CGGAUCUCGGAGAGAAGCUGGAAUUCCCAGCACCUGCUGCGUCACGUACGUAGCCAAUCUAGAGGAACUCUACGUAAGUUACGUAGAUUCGGAGUACGUGCCAAGGUGCCUGAACCGGGUCGCUGCCUCAUUGCGCUCCGAGCUGACGAGUUAAAUCCGAGGAACGGCUUCAAUAAGCGGCUUUAGGGCUGCAACGAGCCCCGCUGCUAGCAGCUUUAGCUGGAGACACCGGGCUGGAUAGCGGCUAGACCCGGUGACCUUCACGGACUGACGGCUGCUCCUGGACCGACCAUGUCCCCUCAUUAACAGCAGCUCCAGAACCCUCGGCUCGGCUCGGCUCGGUUCGGUUCGCCAUAAUCCGGCUUUCAGGUCCUGGUUCCCGCCCCGCUCGGAGGAAUGGCUCGCUGCCCGGUGGUGAACCUGCUGCGGUUCGGGAACCGGGUGGCCAGGAGCGGCUUCCUGCGGCCUUUGCACGCCGCAGCAGGUUGCUCCUCCACGGAACCAAGAACUGGGUUCAAACCGGACAGGGUUGCCGUGGUUACCAAAACCACCCGGUAUGAGUUCGAGCAGCAGCGGUACCGGUACGCGGGACUGUCUGAGGAGGACCUGAAGCAGCUGCUAGCCAUGAAGGGCUCCAGCUACAGCGGCCUGCUGGAGCGCCACAACAUCCACACCAGCAACGUGGAGCACAUCGUCCAGAGCCUGCAGAGCGCCGGCAUGGAGGUGCGGGUGGUGAGGAGAGGGGAGUACGAUGAGGAAGUGGUCCGGUGGGCCGACGCCAUAGUCUCUGCUGGAGGUGAUGGGACGAUGCUGCUGGUGGCCAGUAAAGUUCUGAACAAGGACAAACCGGUCGUUGGGGUGAACACGGACCCAGAGAGGUCAGAAGGUCACCUGUGUCUGCCGGUGCGCUACACCCACGCCUUCCCAGAGGCCCUGGAGCGGCUCUGCCGUGGUGAGUUCAGGUGGUUGUGGCGCCAGCGGCUCCGGCUUCACCUGGAGGGAACCGGGAUCAACCCGACCCCAGUGGACCUGCAUGAGCAGCAGCUGAGCCUGGAGCAACACAACCGGGCCCACCGGAUCAGCACCGUGGAGCGGCAGCAGAGAGCGGGAGCGCUGCACCCGGCCUAUUCAAAGCCCAGCCUGCUGCCGGUGCGGAGCCUGAACGAGAUCUUCAUCGGGGAGUCUCUGUCCUCCAGGGCCCAGCUAAAAGUCUUCACUCCCCGUCUCUUCCUCCAUAGGGCGUCUUACUACGAGAUCUCUGUGGACGGCGGGCCCUGGGAGAAGCAGAAGAGCUCCGGGCUCAGCGUGUGCACCGGAACCGGGUCCAAGGCCUGGUCCUUUAACAUCAACAAACUGGCUGAACAGUCUGUGGAGGAGGUUCUAAGAAUCGGAAUGUCUCAGGCCGGAGUUGAUCUCCCGCUCAGCAGGGAGUUGGUAGGGAAAGUAACCGAUGACUACAACGCGUCCUUGGUGUUCGCCCCAGACGAGCCCCGCCUCUUCUACAGUGUCAGGGAGCCAAUCAGCAACCACGUGUUCUCCAGCAGCCGGCAGAGAGGCUUCGCCAGCAGGGUGUGCGUCCGCUCGCGGUGCUGGGACGCCUGCAUGGUGGUGGACGGCGGGACGUCCUUCGAGUUCAACGAUGGCGCCAUCGCCACGGUAACCGUGAGCGAGGAGGACCGGCUCCGGACCGUCCUGCUGGACCAGUGAGGCGGGUCGGCGACCACGGGCCUGUUGCCAUGGAGACGGGAUCAGGGUCUGACUCACUAAGCCCAUAAUGAAGUUCUGAUCCAGAGCAGAGUGGAGCUGCUGUACCAUGUGACCAGCUCUGCUCUGAUUGGCUCAAACCAAACGUCCAAUCAGAGGACAAAGAUCUAAAACCCAUAAACACACUGGACCAGUUUACCCAGUAACUGACACAGACAUCCCAUAAUAAACCUGUUUUAUCUGCACAGCAGCGCCGCUGCCUCACAGAAUCUGCCUCUGGUUAUUUAACCCGACCCGUCAGAACCGGACCGGAACCGGGGAAGCAGCCAAAGGAGAACCGCUGGGCUAAACCGGAUGAGUUUUCACACCCAGAACAUUCUGAUCAGGCCCAAAACUUUAAAACCAAAGUUCCUCCUGGAACCUUUUGUUCAUGUUUCUGGUACCGGACCGGUCCAGUCCCUCUCCCAGUCUGGACCUGGAACCAGUAGGUCUGUCCUGAAGGAACCUGGAGAAGCUAUGCUAGCCUGAACUAGCAUCUGAAUGCUAACAUGUAGCAUUUCCAACAGUUUGGAUUGAAAUGUUGCUAAUUUGGUCGACAGUUUUUGAUUAAAAUGCCUGAAACAUUUUAA
Molecule: messenger RNA, 2333 nt
Organism: Xiphophorus couchianus (Monterrey platyfish)
Lineage: Eukaryota; Metazoa; Chordata; Actinopteri; Cyprinodontiformes; Poeciliidae
Gene: nadk2
Product: NAD kinase 2, mitochondrial
Exons: 14
Coding region: 397-1707 (436 amino acids)
Biological process (GO): NAD+ metabolic process; NADP+ biosynthetic process
Cellular component (GO): mitochondrion
Molecular function (GO): NAD+ kinase activity
Source: RefSeq, a predicted model, not a curated record